UCUGUAACUUUGGCAAGCUAGAUUUUCAAGUGAAUUUUCAAUUUAUUAAUAUUACAAAUUAAUUUACCAAAGAAUUCAAAGAUCUGUAUAAUAAAAUUGCGUAGUUCCUAAAUUCUAAUGGAAGGAAUUUUAUGGAAAUGGACGAAUUACUGGAACGGUUGGCAAACCAGGUGGUUCAUCUUGGACAAUGGUAUCCUGUCAUAUUAUAAAUCGCAAGAGGAAGUGAACCAAGGAUGCAAGGGCUCAGUGAAAGUAUCUGUGUGCCAAAUAAAUGUGAACCAAAUAGAUUCAACCCGAAUGGAUCUCGUAAUACCUGGCCAGCAGCACAUGUACCUGCGGGCUCCGUCUCCUCAGGACAGGCAAAAGUGGCUUGUGGCUUUGGGCAGUGCUAAAGCCUGUGUAGACUCUAAGGGUGACUCGAAAGGGUCAGAAGAUCCAAAUUCCUUGGGGCACAAGAAAUCUGAACUGCGACUAUACUGUGACCUGCUAAUGCAGCAAGUGCAUGCGGUGAAGAGUGCAGCCAACACAGAGGGUGGCCCUGAAGUUCAGACCUUAGAAGACGCCUCAAGCCUCCUAUCUGCUACCUGCGACACCUUCAUCAGAACUCUGGAAGAUAUAAUGAAGCUGACUAGCGGUCCCACUACACCUAUGGUAGCACCUUAUGAAAUGCCUGUACCCAAUCUCGCUAUGCCCAAAAAUGGGUCAAGCAAAUCGCAAGUAAACAUUAAAACACCUAGACAAAGUUUAACUAGAUCUGUAUCACAAGAAAAUAGAUGAAUUGGAUUUUAUAUAUGUAUAAAAUAAUCUAAAAAAGAUUUCUAAUAAUAUUUUGACAUCAAUAUGGUUAUUUUGUACUUUUAUUAAAAUAACAUGGUAGCAUUACAUAUUGAGCACAUAUGUAUAAAAAAGUAUUUUUGUAAAAUGUGAUGAAUUGCUUUAAAAUGUAGGUGUUAAUUUUCAAGCAUUCCUAUGUAAAAUUAAAAAACCAUGUACCUACCAAUUGAAAUGUUUAUAGUUUGAAGAUAGUAUUUUAGUAGUUUGUGGAAACAUUGUAGAUAAAAAUGUAUUGUACUUAGAUUAGAUUUAGUUUGGUUUGGUGAGUCUUUGUUAAGUAUUAUUUUGGCGUGGCAAGUUAUGGCGCAACGUUUCGGUUGCCUGGCAACCUCAUACUUUGAUUCGAUGACCGCUUUUCUCUUAUAUGUAUUUAUUUAUUGUAUCCCAAAAACUGGAGUGCGCUUCGUUUAUAAAGAAGUGUUGUUAACUUGCUCAAUAUUGUUUGAAAAAAAAAAGACGAUUGGGGUAGUAAACAAUCUUAUGCAAGUUUACGGCAGACUCCUGCAGCUGGUAUGGGAGCAUGCGAGUUCUCGCAACGUCUAAAUGAGUCUUUACACAUCUGUAAACCCAUAGGUAUAUGUUUAUGAUCUACCUAUAUAUGUUUCACGAUUAUUAGGGUAGUAUUCCAUCUGUCCAAUAUGUAUCGCGCCUCACAUUUUGCUUCAAUGAGGGAAUGAGACGCAAUGACAUUGGACAAAUAAAUUGGACAGGUAUAGUUCGUUUUUUUUAGCAUUAGAAAGAACUUGCAAGAAGGUAAGCGAUCUUGACAUGUCUUUUAAUUGAAAAACGCUUUUUAAAAAUCAAAAACUAUUACUUAUGAAAGCAAAAGAAUAUAAAUGAUCGUAUUAGAUUCAUAAUUGUUACAUAUUUGCCGUAACUUAUUUUUAAAAUGUGUUUGUCAAUUAAAAGACACAUCAAGAUUGUUUACCUAAUUUCUAAUGCAAAAAAAAAAACGAAGUAUAGAAUACCACCCUUAAACAUGUGGUUUCCUUUUAAGCUCUACUAUGUAGGCCCUACAUUGUAGGGGAAGGGCACUUUGAAAGUUUUUAACCCUUUACCAGGCUAAGGGAUGUAUAUUUCCCACAUAUGGUACUUCAAAUAAUAUGUGUCCUAUUUUCGAUGAGUAAGACUGACAUUUGAUUGUCAUUGUUGAAAUAUCAGCCUGGUAAAAGGUUUACGGAUAUUGCUGAAGUACUAACAAUAUUGUUUGUAGAUUUGUUUUUUUGUCGUAAAUCGUCAUUGCUAUAUGGUUGAGUACCUAUUGGCUUCAUUUAUUUUAUAUAAGCUGCUAUGAUUUUUGUGUGAUGUUUGAAAAGUUAGUCAAGAAGCGAUCUCUCGUAGUUUGAUCUAUGGCACAUGUGCAUAACUAUACUUCUGUGAUAACUAUAAGUAUAACUUGUUUAAGUUCUUAUCACAAGCUAUCAUAAUAAUGAUAUCAUAGUGCAUACGGUGUACCUUAGUGCUACCAUUAGUAUUUGAAUAACUUCAUAAAUUAUAUGCAUAUUAUUGUUGGGCUCUAACAGAGCAUUAUGAUUAUUUUAUUUGAACUGACUUGCUUCUCCAUGAUUUUUUCU
Messenger RNA from Cydia fagiglandana, 2408 nucleotides. Its product is annotated as pleckstrin homology domain-containing family A member 3-like. The coding region runs from base 118 to 777 and encodes 219 amino acids. Lineage: Eukaryota; Metazoa; Arthropoda; Insecta; Lepidoptera; Tortricidae. The transcript is spliced from 5 exons. The record is from RefSeq and is a predicted model, not a curated record. Gene Ontology annotation, cellular component: recycling endosome; trans-Golgi network; early endosome. Gene Ontology annotation, biological process: retrograde transport, endosome to Golgi; receptor recycling; endosome organization.